UCAGUAGCGGCGCUAAGCGCAGGCGGGGAACAAGAAACCAAGAGCCGAAGCCCAAGCUACCUCAGUGCAGUGUAGCCGGGGCACUAGCCCGCUUGCAGCUUCAGGAUUAGCCGGAGGACACGUCCCUAGAGCAGCUGCUGCCCAGCCACCCUCACCUGGAUUACUUAUCGCGGUAGCUGGAGUGGAGCUAGCUAGACAGCUCGGGGUAGAGCAGCGUCCAAGCGGAGCUCGGCUUUUCAGGGCCCCCUCCCGCGGGCGGACGCGCGGGAAAGCCGCGUCCCUAGCAGAGCCGAUUUCAAGGCCCGCGGGUGGAAAGAGCGACGCCCCUGAGGAUGGCAGCCGGGAUCCGGAGCGCCUCUAGCUGGGCUCUACUGCUGCUGGUGGCACUUUGGCAGCAGAGCGCUGCCGGCUCCGGGGUCUUCCAGCUGCAGCUGCAGGAAUUCUUCAAUGAGCGCGGCGUCCUAGCCAAUGGACGGUCGUGCCAGCCCCGAUGCCGAACUUUCUUCCGCGUCUGCCUUAAGCACUUCCAGACUGUCGUCUCGUCCGGGCCCUGCACCUUCGGCAGUGUCUCAACACCGGUGUUGGGCACCAACUCCUUCGUCGUCGAGGAGGACAGUAGCGGCGGGGGCCGCAAUCCUCUCCAACUGCCCUUCAAUUUCACCUGGCCGGGUACCUUUUCACUUAUCAUCGAGGCUUGGCACGCGCCGGGAGACGACCUGCGGCCAGAGGCCUUGCCAGCAGAUGCGCUCAUCAGCAAGAUCACCAUCCAGGGGUCCCUAACUGUGGGCCACAACUGGUUACCGGAUAAGCAGACCAGCUCACUCAGCAGCUCACUCACCAGCCCACUCACAAGGCUGCGCUAUUCUUACCGGGUCAUCUGCAGUGACAACUACUAUGGGGACAGCUGCUCAAUCCUGUGCAAGAAGCGCAAUGACCACUUCGGCCACUAUGUGUGCCAGCCAGAUGGCAGCCUGUCCUGCCUGGCCGGCUGGACUGGGAAUUAUUGCGAACAGCCGAUCUGUCUUUCUGGCUGUCAUGAACAGAACGGCUACUGCAGCAAGCCAGCCGAGUGCCUCUGCCGCCCAGGCUGGCAGGGCCGCCUAUGUGAUGAAUGUAUUCCCCACAAUGGCUGUCGCCAUGGCACCUGCAACACUCCCUGGCAAUGUACCUGCGAUGAGGGCUGGGGAGGCCUGUUCUGUGACCAAGAUCUCAACUAUUGCACCCACCAUUCUCCGUGCAAGAAUGGGGCAACGUGCUCCAACAGUGGGCAGCGGAGUUACACCUGCACCUGCCGCCCGGGCUACACGGGCGUGGACUGUGAGCUGGAGCUAAGCGAGUGUGACAGCAACCCCUGUCGUAAUGGAGGCAGCUGUAAGGACCAAGAAGACAGCUACCUUUGCCUGUGUCCCCCGGGCUACUAUGGUCAGCACUGUGAACACAACACCUUGAGCUGCGCAGACUCUCCCUGCUUCAACGGGGGAUCCUGCCACGAGCGCAACCAGGGGGCUAGUUAUGCAUGUGAAUGCCUCCCGAACUUCACUGGCUCCAACUGCGAGAAGAAAGUGGAUAGGUGCACCAGCAACCCGUGUGCCAAUGGAGGCCAGUGUCUGAACCGAGGUCCAAACCGCCUAUGCCGCUGCCGUCCCGGAUUCACAGGUGCCCACUGUGAACUUCCCACCAGCAGCUGUGCCCGCAGCCCUUGUGCCCAUGGUGGCACUUGCCACGACCUGGAGAAUGGGCUCUUGUGCACUUGCCCUCCUGGCUUCUCAGGUCGACACUGUGAGGUUCGGAUACCCAGCGACGCCUGUGCCUCGGGGCCCUGCUUCAAUGGGGCCACCUGCUAUACUGGCCUCUCCCCAAACAACUUCAUCUGCAACUGCCCCUACGGCUUUUUGGGCAGUCGCUGCGAGAUCCCUGUGGACAUGCCGCCCAGCUUCCCCUGGGUGGCUGUCUCCCUGGGUGUGGGACUGGUUGUGCUGCUGGUGUUGCUGGGCAUGGUGGCUGUGGCUGUGCGGCAGCUGCGACUUCGGCGGACAGACGACGGCAGCAGAGAGACCAUGAACAACUUGUCGGACUUCCAGAAAGACAACCUGAUCCCCGCUGCUCAGCUCAAGAACACAAACCAGAAGAAGGAGCUGGAAGUUGACUGUGGUCUGGACAAGUCUAACUGUGGGAAGCAGCAGAAUCAUACAUUGGACUACAAUCUGGCCCCAGGGCUCCUGGGGCGGGGCACCCUGCCAGGGAAGUUUCCCCACAAUGACAAGAGCUUAGGGGAGAAGGCACCAUUGCGGUUAUACAGUGAAAAGCCAGAGUGUCGGAUAUCAGCGAUAUGCUCCCCCAGGGACUCCAUGUAUCAGUCCGUGUGUUUGAUAUCAGAGGAGAGGAACGAAUGUGUCAUUGCCACGGAGGUAUAAGGCAGAAGCCUAAUCAGGACAUCCAGCUUCAGCCCAGCCGCUGGACCUUCCUUCUGCAUUGUUUACAUUGCAACCUGGAUGGGACGUUUUUAAUAUGCAACGUGCUGCUCUCAGGAGGAGGAGGAGGGAACGGCAUGAACUGGGCAGACUGUGAACUUGCCAAGAGAUGCAGUACCCUUCCACACCUUUGGGUGUCUGUCUGGUAUCAGCUUGGCAACCGCAACAGCCAAGAGAACAAAGGAGAGGAGAGGUGCCACUUGGGCCUGCGCUGGCAGCAGUGGCCUUCAGAGUGCUCCUUCGGGGCCUUUGACCUCUUUUCCAGAGGGGGUGGCAGUGGGCUCUUGGGGCCUGGAGCUGCUGGCGUCUGUUUCUGAAGAUGCCUUUGGACCAGGCUCCCUGGUAACACCUGGGUUCAAAUAGAGAAGAGAGAGGGGACCAACAAGGGCAGGACCCCAUAUGGGCCAGAACACC
Messenger RNA from Chrysochloris asiatica (Cape golden mole), 2885 nucleotides. It is a transcript of the gene DLL4, whose product is annotated as delta-like 4 (Drosophila). Gene Ontology annotation, molecular function: calcium ion binding. NCBI's taxonomy places the organism in Eukaryota, Metazoa, Chordata, Mammalia, Afrosoricida, Chrysochloridae. The record is from RefSeq and is a predicted model, not a curated record. Gene Ontology annotation, cellular component: protein-containing complex; plasma membrane. Gene Ontology annotation, biological process: multicellular organism development; heterophilic cell-cell adhesion; Notch signaling pathway. Bases 333 to 2414 code for a protein of 693 amino acids. The transcript has 11 exons.